Molecule: messenger RNA, 1516 nt
Organism: Galendromus occidentalis (western predatory mite)
Lineage: Eukaryota; Metazoa; Arthropoda; Arachnida; Mesostigmata; Phytoseiidae
Gene: Arp1
Product: Actin-related protein 1
Exons: 5
Coding region: 108-1238 (376 amino acids)
Source: RefSeq, a predicted model, not a curated record
GUAUUGGGUGUGGAAAAACGUCUGCUGCUGCUGUUGUAGAGUGAGGUGUGUCAUCAUCUGAAGUAUUUCCCGGCUUUCGAGGAUUCUCAUCAUCUCACAUUCACAUCAUGGAAGCUUACGAUGUCAUCACGAAUCAACCGGUUGUCAUAGACAAUGGCUCUGGGACCAUAAAAGCCGGCUUCGCGGGAGACCAAGUUCCAAAAUGUCGAUUCCCAAACUUCAUCGGUCGUCCGAAGCACAAACGUGUGAUGGCCGGUGCCCUGGAGGGAGACGUGUUCGUGGGACCGAAAGCAGAGGAGCACAGGGGGCUCCUCACCAUCCGUUAUCCAAUCGAACACGGGGUCGUCAACGAUUGGAAUGACAUGGAGAAGAUCUGGCAAUACAUCUACUCGAAGGACCAGUUGCAGACAUUUUCCGAGGAGCAUCCUGUCUUACUGACAGAAGCGCCGAUCAAUCCCCUCAAGAACCGUGAGAAGGCUGCCGAAGUGUUCUUCGAAACUUUCAACGUUCCUGCGCUGUUCGUGUCCAUGCAAGCUGUUCUCAGUCUGUACGCGACCGGGAGAACAACAGGCGUGGUCUUGGAUUCGGGAGACGGCGUUUCACAUGCGGUACCGAUCUACGAGGGUUUCGCUAUUCCUCAUUCGAUCAUGCGCAUUGACGUGGCCGGCCGAGAUGUCACGAGGUAUCUUAGACGGCUCCUGCGAAGAGAGGGACAUAAUUUUCACACCUCGGCCGAACUAGAAAUCGUGAAGAGCAUCAAGGAGAAAGUUUGCCAUCUGUCAACGAUCUGCCAGCGAGACGAGGGCAGCGAAAUGGAGAAAACGCAACACAUGCUGCCAGACGGUAGCACGAUUGACGUCGGGACUGCGAGAUACAAGGCGCCAGAAGUACUCUUCCGACCGGAUCUCAUUGGUCAAGAAUACGAGGGAAUUCAUGAGGUCCUGGUCUAUGCGAUCCAACGAUGUGACAUGGACCUCAGGAAGGUGCUGUACCAAAACAUCGUUCUUUCUGGAGGGUCGACCCUGUUCAAAGGUUUCGGAGACCGUCUGUUGAGCGAGGUCAAAAAGAUCGCGCCAAAGUCGAAUAAGAUCCGGAUUUCCGCUCCUCAAGAACGGCUCUACUCAACGUGGAUCGGUGGUUCAAUCCUCGCAUCGCUCGAUACCUUCAAGAGAAUGUGGGUUUCCAGACGAGAGUACGAAGAGAAUGGCGUCAAAGCUUUACACCGGAAAACAUUCUAGAUCGAGAUAUUUGCGCGGCGAUUAUUUUCUUGAAUGAACAGGGCCGGGAACGACCUCCGACUUCGACGUCCAGGAUCGCACGAUUAGAGAAGCUCUUGUCAACAUUCGCUUGCAUUCGAGUCGAUUACUCGAACCCCACGGGGAGGGAUUUUCGCCUCUAAUUCAAGGAUAUGUUAAUUAACGAGCGCUCUAGCGAGAGAAUGGACGCUUGUAAAUAAUAUUUAUAACUUUUACCCUCGAAUAAAGUGGCUGAGAGCUAAGUUAUUGAUCCAUACCUC